Molecule: messenger RNA, 1306 nt
Organism: Wasmannia auropunctata (little fire ant)
Lineage: Eukaryota; Metazoa; Arthropoda; Insecta; Hymenoptera; Formicidae
Exons: 6
Coding region: 433-1281 (282 amino acids)
Biological process (GO): reciprocal meiotic recombination
Cellular component (GO): site of double-strand break
Source: RefSeq, a predicted model, not a curated record
AGAGGUUAGAAAUAAUUCACAAUAUGUAUUCACAUCCAGGACAGAAAAGCAGAAGCCAAUCAGAGAGAAACUGCGCUACACUUGUUAAUUGGACAAUCGUAUGCGUUCCGAAACUCGUCAAGUUUCAAUGAACUUCAAAUUGAUUUUUUUACCAAGAAUAGGUAUGCAAAUCUAUCUUGUGAUAUAUUUAUGACAUAUGCCAUAAUUAUGGCGCGUAUUAUUUGGUAAAUAUAAAUAGAAGGCUACAAUAUUAUCUACACGUUUCCAUUAGGUGCAACACCUGCAAUUAGGCGAUAAGAAUGGAUCUAGAUAGAGCUUACAUUGGUAAUUAUAUAUUUACUUAUGUAAGAGAAUUUCGAUCAUUUUGCAUGUGUGCGUUUUUAUUUCCUAGAAAAAUAAUCUAUACAGUUAAAGCCAUUAAUUGACGAUUGGAUGGAACAUCUUCAGCAAACUAUGAAGAAACAUGAGCAGGGGCAGGAGCAGAGCGUCAACGCAAUUGAUUUUGCCAUGCCAUUUGUAGGAGAUACGAUUCCAGCAUCUACUGUAAAAGCUGCUUUCAAGAUAGCGGAAUACUUGGAGUUGGAGCCAAAUGUUAAGUAUAUGGCCAUUCAACUGUACGACAAAUUCAUGUGUAAACACUUUUGGGAGAUUUAUAAGACUGAGAUUGCGAAUGAUCCGUCUGAAGCAUUUAAAGUUUGCAAGAAAACUUGCAAUCAAACUAAAUUAAAUUUAAUGUCAUGCUUCCAAUUGGCGUGCAAAAUGGAUUCUCAUUCCAGUGCUUUAGGAAUAUCGCAAAUUCUUAAUAUUCUAUAUCUGAUUGACAAAGAGUCGGAAUAUACACGAAAUAUGAUUUCCUCUUCGGAAAUUAAAGUUUUCAAAACAGUAGGAUUUAAAAUGCCCCUUUACACACCAUUGCAUUGUAUCGAAAUUCUUCUGGCGGCGACAGGUCUCGGAGAAACACCAAAUGUGUUUAAUAUUUCGAUAGAUUUGUUGGAUAUGGCUUAUCUAAAGCAUGACAGAUUAUAUUCGCAAUUUGAUUUAUAUUAUAUGCACAAAGAUGUAAACACAGAACAUGUAGCUGAGAAGUUGAUAUCAUUGAAAUCAAACAUACUUUUCUUAAGUGCAGCAAUAGUGUACUGCACAAUGUUCUUUUUAUGCUUGGAUACAAAUAUCUCAGAAGAACAAAUUAUUAUAACAAAAUUGGCAGAAUUAUCAAAUACAACCAACAUUGAUAUUUCCAAUAUGGCUAAUACAUUGCUCUCAAUAGCAACACAAGAGUAAUAUAUAAUAUAUGCUGUAUAUUUUG